Messenger RNA from Colletotrichum gloeosporioides, 1635 nucleotides. Its product is annotated as Cytochrome P450 52A13. The record is from RefSeq and is a predicted model, not a curated record. Bases 1 to 1635 code for a protein of 544 amino acids. Gene Ontology annotation, molecular function: heme binding; iron ion binding; oxidoreductase activity, acting on paired donors, with incorporation or reduction of molecular oxygen, reduced flavin or flavoprotein as one donor, and incorporation of one atom of oxygen. Lineage: Eukaryota; Fungi; Ascomycota; Sordariomycetes; Glomerellales; Glomerellaceae. The transcript has 4 exons.
AUGUUUGACGUGUCGAGGACUUUCAUGCAUUUGCUAAAAUGCUUCGUCGUCACAUUCAUUAUAGCUAUCGUGACGCGGACCUACUACCAGAAUAAGAAAUGCAAGUUGGAAGAACAGGCACUGAUAGCUCAACACGGUUGCCAACCUGUACUCGCCACUCUGCCCUACAAAUGGCCCUUUGCAAUAGAUCUACUCAAGCUUCAAUAUGAUGCACUUCCGGAAGGCCGCUUGUUAGAAUUUCAGACCAAGUACCUCGAAAUUGCCCCAACGCUUCGAUUCGAUAUUCUGGGCACAGGAUUUGUUACAACUGACCCUGCCAAUAUUGAAGCUAUUACUAAUAGCCGAUCGGAGGACUUCAUUUUAGGAUCUCGCCGAAAGGGCCUCUACCCUCUUCUAGGUGAAGGGAUUUUCACCCAGGACGGCUUGGCUUGGAAGCAUUCUCGCGAGAUCCUUCGCCGUCAAUUCGCCCGCGUUCGGGAAGGGCGCUUGGGUGCACUGGAACCACACGCAACUGAAUUGACCAGGGCAAUUGCAAUGGAAGCAAAAGAGAACCCCGUCGGAAUUGUCGACCUGCAACCACACUGCUUCGAAUACACUCUUGGAACUACGACAGACCUUCUUUUUGGUGAAUCGCAUAGUAGUCUGCCCCAAACUUCUCGACAGUCCCUGCGUGAUGACUUUGACUACGCUGUCAUGGUGUCCGCCCUGCGUUUGAGAUUGUGCGACUUUGCGUGGCUUUACAACCCAAAGCGGUUUCGCGAGGCUUGCCGCGGUAUUCGUGAAUGGGCGUCUUAUUUUGCUGACAAAGCAAUCAACUAUAUCGAAGAUAACGGCGAAGACAGUACCAAAAACAAGUACGCAUUCAUUGGGGAUCUCUGGAGAAGCUUAAAGGACCGUACUCUGGUACGCGAUCAAUUACUACACGUUCUGAUCGCCGGGCGAGAUACUACCGCCUGUCUGAUGAGUUGGACAUUCAAAAGCUUCCAUCUGGUUCGGAACCCACCACUUCUCGAUCGUCUGAAGGAGGAGAUAAACACAGUCUUCCAAUCCGAUGAUCAAGAGAUCACCCGCAACGAUAUCCAGAAACUUCCAUUUCUGAGCUGCUGCCUUAAAGAAAGUAUGGCUUUGACCUGUUUUCUACCAGUCAACCAGCGUUACGCCGCACGUGACACUGUUCUACCACGGGGUGGAGGACCCGACGGCACUUCUCCUAUCCUUCUUCGUAAGGGCAACGGUGUAGGUUGGUCAGCAUAUCACCUCCACCGACGGGAGACAUUGUAUGGACCUGACGCCAAGGAAUACCUACCGGACCGGUGGGCAAGUGGUGAAUUGAUUCGUAAAGUUGGUCUAGGCUCCGGCUUCUUAGACUUUCAUGCGGGCCCGAGGGUUUGUCUCGGUAGUAAGUUAUUUCAUAGCCAGGUUGGCUUCAGCUACAUGCCCACUACGAUGCUAAUAGGUGUUUUUGUAGAAGACUAUGCACUUAUGGAAGCUAGCUAUGGAAUCAUUCGGGUUUUGCAGAAGUAUCCUUCCAUGAAGCUGCCGCCAGGGAUUCCGAAUCUACCUGUUGGGGGGGAGAAACAGAAUAUGACUUUAGUUCUUUCUAGUGCUGAUGGCGUGAAGGUCCUUCUGGCUUAG